Messenger RNA from Zychaea mexicana, 1969 nucleotides. Its product is annotated as sulfate transporter family-domain-containing protein. Gene Ontology annotation, molecular function: sulfate transmembrane transporter activity. The record is from RefSeq and is a predicted model, not a curated record. The coding region runs from base 1 to 1824 and encodes 607 amino acids. The transcript has 6 exons. Gene Ontology annotation, cellular component: membrane. Gene Ontology annotation, biological process: transmembrane transport. Lineage: Eukaryota; Fungi; Mucoromycota; Mucoromycetes; Mucorales; Lichtheimiaceae.
AUGGCAUGGUCCACAUUGAAAACACGAUUGAUCUACUAUAUCCCAAUGCUCCAAUGGCUGCCUUACUAUACUACCCAGCAGUUUACUGCCGACAUUCUGUCAGGGCUGAGCAUUUCGUCAUUGUUCAUCCCACAAGCACUUUCUUAUGCCACCGGCCUCUGUCGUCUUCCUGCCAUCCACGGCUUAUACACGAUUUCGAUAUCGACCUUGGUUUAUGCAUGUUUGGGCAUGUCUCCGCAACUCUCUGUAGGACCGGAAGCAACUGUGUCUUUGAUGGUGGGUGCCGGCAUUGCUCAUCAGAAACCCAUGGAUCCAGAGACCGCAGCUGCAAUCGCUAGCCUUACUGCAUUGUUUGUUGGCCUGUUUACGCUCGGACUGGGCCUAUUACGAUUUGGCUUUUUGGACAGUUUAAUGAGUCGUGCCUUAUUGCGAGGCUUUAUUACUGGCGUGGCGGUAGUUGUCCUGAUCCAACAGACGGUGUCCCUUCUCGGCAUGGACGAUGUGGCCAAGCAGGCCGGUAUUGGUGCCAGUUCUGCAUCGUUGGAGCGAGUCGCAUUUAUCGCUACUCAUCUCGAGGCGAUUCACCCACCCACGGCACUGUUUUCUGCAUGUGUACUAUGUGCGUUGGUGAUGGCUCCUUUUAUAAAGCGCAGGAUGAAUGGUGGGUUAUUGAAACGCAUUCCCGAGGUCCUGUUGGUUGUCAUCGUGAGCACAGCUGUAUGCCGUAUCUUUCGUUUGGACAAGCUGGGCAUUGAUGUCUUGGGACAGGUUGGCUCGCAAAACCAGGCGCCACUGCCAUUGCCGAGCUGGCCAUCGUUACCCGAGGGUGCUGAUAUCAAGAGCGUCGUCGUGAAUGCGGCUGUGAUUUCCACUGUGGGCUUUGUCGAGUCCAUUGCCGCGGCUAAAAUGUUUGCUCGCAAGCAUAAUUACUUUGUCAGCGCCAAUCGUGAGUUGGUGGCCCUUGGGACAGCCAAUGUCAUCGGCAGUAUGUUUCAAACAUUUCCUGCAUUUGGCUCGUUAUCGAGAAGCAAAGUGCAUGAAGCCGUUAACCCGCAGACACAAAUGUCAGGUUUGGUAUCGGGCAUUGCAACACUGGUGGUGACCGGACUGUUGCUGCCGCAAUUUUACUAUCUACCGCAAGCGAUGCUGAGCAGCAUCAUUUUCAUGGCGGUGAUGGCUCUACUGCACGAGCUUCCCCAUGAUCUCAAGUUCAUGUGGAAAAUGCAUGCGUGGCAGGAUAUCGCUAUGCUUGCCACCACAUUCACAACAACUAUGGCAUUCUCACUCGAAUACGGCACGGCCAUUGCUGUUUUGUUCAGUUUGAUCAUUACGAUCCGACAGACAAGCUAUCCUCGAAUCACUGUCAUGGGACGAGUCAAAGAAACGUUAUACAAGUUUGGUCCGAUUAAAAAUAGUCGGGGACUCGUCGAGCAUUUGGAAGAAGUUUUGAUUGUUCGUGUUGAAGAACCGCUUUACUUUGUCAAUACAGGACAGCUAAAGGACAGAUUACGGCGUAUUGAGCAUUACGGCGAUUUGUCGGUUCAUCCGUCCGAAGCUCCUCUACGUAGUGACGAGAAUCUGAGUUAUAUCAUCUUUGACCUGGCCGGAAUGGAGACCAUCGACGCAAGUGCUGUACAGAUCCUAUAUGAAAUCUUUGAGUCAUACCAUGCUCGAGACAUCCAUGUGUACAUUGUCAAAGUACAUCCAAAUGCGAUGCCACUGUUAGAACGGGGCGGGCUUUUGGAUUUGAUCGGUCGAAGGCAGCUCUAUACGGAUGUUGCAGACGCUAUUCAAGCUGUUGAAUACGACAUUUCCUCCAUAUAAAACGUGAUAUUUAUUGUUUUUCACUACAUCGACUCGUCCUCCAAGCCAUCAUCAAAAGCCAACUAUAGCAGAACAACAAGAAAAACAAAAGGCCGUUCUUGCUUAUUAUACCUUUUUCGUAAUAAAUCUAUUUUUGCUGAAACAG